GAGUUGCAAGUUGUAACUGCAGUGGUGCCCCCAGCAAAACACACAUACUUAGAAUCUCUUAAAAUCUGAGUUUGGUCAUAACCCCUCUUGAGUUCUAGGGUUUUCUCGUACACAACUCCCGUAUCUUCACUUACAAUUAUACAUAUAAUUCACUUGCUGCUGCUGCUUCUCCAUGGAUUAUGGUCUCCACAAUACCCCUGUAGGGGGGAAUUAUGGUGGCACUGAAAGGUUUGUAGCGAAUCCAUCCCCAUACUCAAAGAUACAGUUUAACAUGGAAUCUCAAAUCCACCAGCUUGAGCAAGAAGCAUACUGUUCAGUACUACGGGCCUUCAAAGCUCAAUCUGAUGCCAUUUCAUGGGAAAAAGAAGGUUUAAUAACUGAACUAAGAAAAGAACUAAGGGUAUCAGAUGAUGAGCACAGGGAGCUACUCUCAACAGUUAACGCUGAUGACAUCAUUCGUAAAAUACGAGAGUGGAGAAAGGCUAGUGAGAGCCAAACUGGCUUGUUCAGUGUGUCCCAACCUGUGCAUAAUUUGCUACCCAGUCCAACUUUUGCAGCAUCUUGGAAGAAACAAAAGACAUCCCAAUCAGGUUCACUAGCAUUUAGCAGACAAAUGCAGGGUUCACUUAAUCAGCAGACACAGCCAUUACCUGCAGCUUCAAAUUGGGCGCCUUCAUUUGACGGACCACAAAUGCCUGGACUGUCUGCAAGGUACCCAUCCACUGGUCAAACUCCAAGAGGUGUUUCUAGUGUUGAGGUAGCUAGACAUGAACCACUUAUUGGAAGGAAAGUAAUGAUGCGAUGGCCUGCAGACAACAACUUCUAUGAGGCCAUCAUAACAGAUUACGAUCCUCAGAAGGAUCAGCAUGCUCUGGUCUACGAUAGAAAUACCCCAAAAGAGGCUUUGGAAUGGGUUGAUCUUAAAGAUAUUUCUUCUGAGGACAUCAGAUGGGUGGAUGAGGAUCCAGGAUUAUCCCGUCAAAGAGUACUUUGUAUCCAAAGCAAUGAAAACCCUGAAAACCCUGGAGGUUAUCUGAAUUCUGGACUAGGAAAGGAAACCAUGAGGGAUCAUAAUGAGAUAAUUAUUCCAUUUUCAGAAUUGGGUGCUUCUGAUGAAAUUGAAAUACUUCACACAGAUACUCUAAUAAAGGAGGUUCAGAAAAUAUUUACUUCGUCUCAUCCUGAUAUGCUUGAAAUAGAGAAGGCAAAGAAAAUGCUGAAGGCGCAUGAGGAAGCACUAAUGAAUGUCAUUUCGAAGCUUUCAAAUGCAUCCUAUAGUGGAAGUGAGCAGAGAUCACCACAUGCAAAAUCUACGGGAGAAGAGCGGAGAUUGAGGAACUCCCAGAACAGUGGGAACAGCCAUGGACCUUGCUUAGAAGCUGAAACAACAGGAGACGCUAAUGGUUCUGCAGCGGCAAAUAGGGGUCAACAAGAGGAUGAUAUUAUAGAAAUCUAGUUGCUUAAGAAUUUCAGGGCCUUUCUUUUGGAGUUGAUACUUGUUUUGUGUUCAAUUAGGAGGCACACUGUUAAAUUAGGAGCUCAAUGUCAAAUUAGGAGCUCAAUGUCAAUAUUCUUCUAGAAAUUUUAACUGUAACUUGCUUUACAUCUGAUUGUGAUUAGGAUGUUGUGAUGAUAAGAACUUGGCCCUCUACCAUGUAUGUUUUUAGCAAGUUUAAAAAGCGACUGUACAGUAAUUAA
Molecule: messenger RNA, 1698 nt
Organism: Daucus carota subsp. sativus
Lineage: Eukaryota; Viridiplantae; Streptophyta; Magnoliopsida; Apiales; Apiaceae
Product: protein EMSY-LIKE 1
Exons: 9
Coding region: 173-1456 (427 amino acids)
Biological process (GO): defense response to fungus
Cellular component (GO): nucleus
Source: RefSeq, a predicted model, not a curated record